AUGGCACCCACCAGCACGACCGCGCUCGCGGACCCGCUCAUGCUCGACAAGAUCGACAAGCUCUUCGCCUGUGGUGUUGGUGAACUUGUUGACCUCCCUCAGAUUGUCGUCGUCGGUGACCAGUCGUCCGGAAAGUCCAGCGUGCUUGAAGGUCUCAUCCGCAAGCCACUGCCUCGUGACAGCGGACUCUGCACUCGAUUCGCCACACAGAUCGUCUUCCGCCGGGCUAAGGUCGAAGGCAUCGAAGUUUCCAUCAUUCCAGACAAGGAUGCCGAUCCUCAGCAUGUGGCCAGAGUGAAGAAGUGGGGAAAGAAAGUCGAGGAAGAGUUGGAUUCAGAGGUGUUCGUCAAGAUCAUGGAGGAGGUCCAUACCGAGAUGGGACUGGCCGGUUUCGGCGGCGACGAUGAUGGAGAGAAGCGACCAACAUUCUCGAACGACGUCCUGCGCCUGGAAAUUUCGGGACCUGAGCAAGAGCAUUUGAGCGUGAUUGAUGUUCCAGGCAUCUUCAAGUCGACAACAGAAGGAGUCACGACAAAGGCGGACAUCGCACUGGUGAGGAACAUGGUGCAUGGAUACAUGAACAACCCCCGCUCGGUCAUUCUUGCCGUGGUCCCUGCCAAUGUCGACGUUGCCACUCAGGAGAUUCUUGAGCUUGCCACGGAGGCUGAUCCUCAAGGAGAUCGUACGUUGGGCGUCCUCACCAAACCCGAUCUGAUGGAUAGAGGUACUGAGGGUCGGAGUGUGGAUCUGCUCGAAGGUCGUGCGCGGGUGAUGCAGUUGGGCUGGCACGUCAUUCGCAAUCCGGGUCAGAUGGAGAUGGCCGAGAAGAAUUUGGACCGAAACACUCUGGAGAGGGACUUCUUCCGCAACAAGGCGCCGUGGUCUGAUCUGGACGACGACAAGGUCGGCGUCGAUACCUUGCGGAUCCGACUCAAGGACGUGAUCUCCUCGCUGGUGAAGAGAGAAUUUCCGAAGGUGAAAGCAGAAAUCAAGAACCGAUUGAACGCUCGUCAAAAGCGGCUUGAUCAACUCGGACCCGAGCGCAGAGGUACCAUGGAGCAGAUGGCGUACUUGACCAAGAUGGCAGCUCAGUUCCAGCGCAUUGCCUCCCUAGCGCUCAGCGCCAACUACGGUGCUGACGACGUCUUCAACGACGAUUCCAGCCUUCGCAUUGCUCCUGCAAUUAUGGCUCGUAUGAAGACGUUCUCCGAUGACAUGGCCAAGCUCGGUCAUGAGUACGAAUUCAUGUCGGUUCAGGAGAAGGACGACCCAUCGGCCGCCAUUGCAUUGGCAUUAGCGACGUCAGCCGCACCACUCACGCCGGUCAAGCUGGACACCUUCAAGAUUCGAGAGCAAGAAGACGUCGAGGAGCUGACCGAGAUCUUGCAUGCCCAGUCUGACCUUUGCUGUCCGCUGACUGAUGGCAUGGAAGACUGGCUGAAUCGCGUCUUCCGAGGCAAUCGUGGUUUCGAGCUGGGCACCUUCAACGCCACCAUUCUCUCGACCGCGAUGAAGAAGCAGUCGCAGAAGUGGGCAGAUAUUACCAAAGGUUUCCUCAGCGACAUCAUCGUCAUGGUGCACAGGUUCAUCCUCGGGGCCUUGAAGGUCGUCUGCAAUGACACCGAAAUCCGCACGGCCGUCAAGAACACUCUCGCCGAAGACUUGGCAAAGUGCUACCACAAAGCCAUGGAGAACGCCAACUUCCUGCUCAAAGUCGAGAGCUGUGACACUCCCACAACUCUCAACCACUACUUCAACGACAAUCUGCAGAAGAGUCGUCAUGGUAAGGUGGUCGCCGGCAUGAAACGUAAAGCCUUCACGAUCCAGGGCUACGGAGAAUGCGUGAAGCUCGACACUGCUACCGCUCCCAUCAACAACAUGUCCAAUGAGGACCACGUCAUCCAUGACAUCCACGACAUCCUCAUGUCGUACUACAAGGUCAGCAGGAAGACAUUCGUCGACAGCAUCUGCAAGCAGGCCGUCAGCCACUACCUCCUCCACUGCGAGACCAGUCCGCUCGCGCUGUUCUCGCCAAUCUGGGUCAGCCAGCUCUCUGUGGCGGCCUUGGAGGAGAUCGCUGGAGAGGCACCGGCGGUUCGCAGGUCAAGAGCUCUUCUAACCAAGGAGAUCGGCAGCUUGAGAGAGUCGAUGAAGAUUUUGGCAUGGAAUUGA
Molecule: messenger RNA, 2172 nt
Organism: Zymoseptoria tritici IPO323
Lineage: Eukaryota; Fungi; Ascomycota; Dothideomycetes; Mycosphaerellales; Mycosphaerellaceae
Exons: 3
Coding region: 1-2172 (723 amino acids)
Cellular component (GO): microtubule; membrane; cytoplasm
Molecular function (GO): GTP binding; microtubule binding; GTPase activity
Source: RefSeq, a predicted model, not a curated record